AUGGGAGUCAACUUUCCUGACGGGAAGCUCGUCAAGACAGCUCUCGAGUCCUUCUACGCCCUCGGAAACAAUCACUCGUCGCGCAUCAUGGCCAAGUUCUCCAUCCACAAACUGGCCCGCUGCGGCUCCCUCCACCCCCGAACCGUCACGUCCCUGACAGCUGAGCUCUCGCAAAUGACAAUUGACAACGACGCAAAACGCAUAAUGAGGGGCAACAUUCAGCGUCUGAGGGAUAUAGCAUCGAAUCGUGGCCGUCGCCACGCAAUGGGAUACCCUGUCCGAGGGCAGAAAACCCAGAACCAGACAGCCACGGCUACCAAACUCAACCGCCUCAACCGGGCUAGUUAA
Geosmithia morbida is the source of this 348-nucleotide messenger RNA. RefSeq names its product small subunit ribosomal protein S13. The record is from RefSeq and is a predicted model, not a curated record. NCBI's taxonomy places the organism in Eukaryota, Fungi, Ascomycota, Sordariomycetes, Hypocreales, Bionectriaceae. Gene Ontology annotation, biological process: translation. The coding region runs from base 1 to 348 and encodes 115 amino acids. Gene Ontology annotation, molecular function: RNA binding; structural constituent of ribosome. The transcript has 2 exons. Gene Ontology annotation, cellular component: ribosome; mitochondrion; small ribosomal subunit.